Anopheles coustani is the source of this 4070-nucleotide messenger RNA. RefSeq lists its product as uncharacterized. Lineage: Eukaryota; Metazoa; Arthropoda; Insecta; Diptera; Culicidae. Bases 986 to 2644 code for a protein of 552 amino acids. The transcript has 3 exons. The record is from RefSeq and is a predicted model, not a curated record.
UCGCCAAGGCACGAAUCGUAAUCAAGUUUCAUGUGUAGCUCGGUUCGUGGCCGACCAUGUGCUAGAAUUUCUACCAUUUUUCCGAUGGAUGCGUGAAAUGGUAAACAGCUGCCCACUAGGGAGCGCUAGGAAAUCGGAAGGCAAUCGUAAAAUGGUGCAACACACCGUGGCCGUGGAAAGUGUCCGCUUGUCAGGAGAUAAAGAGCAGCAUACACGGCGACAAAUUCGACGGACGACGGGACAAAGCGGUAGCGAGAACGACGAGAAACACAGCUGCACAAAGAAGCGGAUAAGAAUGUGUGUCUCGGCACUUGGAAGGUGUUGUUGAAGGGAUUUCCCAACGACACAUAUGAAAACUUGCUCCCUAAGCUCAUAAAACACUGUGGCCGCCGGAAGUAAUCAGCAUUGCACGGAACAUUCUCGCAAAACUCCUGCGACACAUUUAUUUCAUCGCGCAGCAUCACAAAAAAGAAAGGAAACACGUCGAUUGAUUGAAAACGAUCACAAACAGGUAGUUCUUGUUUUCUGAAAUUUCCCAAAGUAACCUGCGACAUCCUUCGGCACGUUUUUAUUAUGCAAACAGCGGUGCCACACCUCUCAGCAAACGUUUCCCCAGACGUGCCGCCUCUUCCACCCUUCUGGUUCGGUCUUUCUGGACCAUAAAAAGACUGAUAUAGUUGAUGAUAAGGUCGUGAUAUCGUCCUGACCAGAGGAAAUUAUUAUCACGUUUAUAUUGAACCCGUGCGUAUUAGGAGCCGGGUGUCCGCAUCGCGGUUAUUCCAGUUCGUCGAUUCCUGUUUGGAACUUGUUUUUACCUUCAGCCGUACUCCCCGCGGUGUCGCGGUCUGCCGCCACGUGCAGUCUCAGUGGCAUAAGCCAUCCGUUGGAGUCAUCUUACACAGGGUUUCUCGAAAAAAGUUAAAAUCAACGCCCAUAAAAAGUGUUACUCCUCUUGAUCGUCGCAGACAAACGCUGCCUCGAUAAGAUGCACGAUUUCGAGUCUAAAAGCAUGCACGGCGUCAAGCGCGUCAUUGCGUUCUGCAUUCUGACGGCGGUUCUACCCGCUUCACUGAUCAUCUUACCGCUCUACCUGCGGCACACGGUCUUCGCGGACGUCGUGUAUCCGAUCGCCGAAUCGGACAUCAUCGAGAUCCGCGAUGGAAUCUCGUCCGUGUUCUGCCAGAAGCACACGCUCCAGAUGAACAGCACAUUUAACGCGUUCCAGCUCGACCACGAGCCGGAGGUGUCCAAGAACCGGAAACACAUUCGGCUGAAAAAGUCCAUGUCGCUGCCAGACGACACGCUCGAGUACUGGGGAUUCUAUCUGCUGAAGGGAGCCACGGUCGAACUGCGGGUUUGCUCGCGCUACGACGGAUCACGCAUCCUCGUGGUGAAAGGCGAACGAAACCUCCGCACUUGCGGAUUGCUCGAGCACAACCUCAAUAAAAUCGAUAACUAUCUCAACAAGGAGCACGGCCAGGUGCUGGUCACGUUCGAGUCGGCCGCAGAGUUUAUCGCGUACUCGGGCGAGAUGAGGAGCGAUGAUGGGUUACCGGUUGGAGGGAAUCAUGGUGGUGAAGAUUUAACAGACGAUCAAACGCCUCCAGUUAAAUCCGCACCGGUGGUGGAUCGAUCACACGGGUCGAAAGUUGACCGACACCAUACGGGUGGGAGUAGCAUCAAUGAGCUGGAUAAAAAUAAGCGCACAACAGCGGCCCAUGCUUCAUCCACUCAUAAGCAUCAUCAUGGAACUACCAAGCGUAUGGGACGCCCAGUAUCGGUUACGACGAAAAAUGUUCACCCGUCACUCGACGCCACAACUACGACGUCGACGACUACAACAACCACGACGACGGAAGUGCCAACGAGCACCACGGAGAACCUGGUGAAAAAGUAUCGGAAUUUUCGGGCCACCGAAGCGGGUCCAGCAGACGACGAGGUAGCGUCGGUUGACAGCGGGAGUUUGCACCGGAGACGGCACAACCACAAUAAAACCGGCCACCGGCAGCAUGCUGGAGAAGGGGCCGACAUAGUCCAGCCGGAAAGUGUGGAACGGUCCGAGCAGCAGCCAAACAAUAAGCGCCGGAAGCGACGUCGACGACGUGAUCUGGUGUACGAUCGCGCGAUCAAUCACGGUGGUACGGCGAUGAACUACUCGAACAACACGUCCGACUCGGUGUCGAGCUUCGAGAAUAGUCUACUUUCGUGCUACGACGGCGACAUUCUGCUUGCGCACAGCUUCAAUGCGACUAAAUCAUGCCAGAGCGUAAAGUACCUAGAGGGUGCCUCGCAUACCGUCACCAAGCACGAGGUGUUGUCGGAUGGGUACUACUACUACAUCUUCUACAGCGACAACGACUACGUGCAGAACGACAUCCAUGCGAUGUUCGACAUCUACAAGCCGACGUUCCAGUACUCGAACAUCUCCGACACGAAGGCCUGCAUCAACUCGACCCAGUGCUCGUUUCCGAUCAAAUUUUGGUCGAACGAGCGGGUGAUCGUGGAGGUGCCAACACGGGACGGUAUCGAGCACGAGGAGGACGACAUUACGCUGCUGGUAUCCACGUGCCAUCCACGGAUGGGGAUUUACAUUAUCUUCCCUGUCAGCGUGCUGUUUCUCGUACUGACGUGCGCUUUUCUCUGAGCCUAUUGUUUCGGGACGACCCAACCCCCCACUAGCUCAUAUAGAGUGGCUGCAGGUUUAUCAUGCACGCCGCUUCUGAUUAGUGCCAUAAGAUCCUACGAAGCUCAGAUAGCACAUACUCCCGUAAAUCGGAUUCCAUAUAAUUUGAAAUUUAUCUACUUCAGCUCAGGAUGGUACAGAGCCACCUACGGUUUUGUGAAAAGAUUGGAUCUAAGAGUACAAUUUUCACAUUUAUUAUCAUUUGUUACCUUCCUAGAAAUAUUCAUAUUUGCAAAGUAGAUAUUUAAAUAGCGAUGGAAAUGGGAAAGGUCAGUAAGCGUGAACUUCUUGUACCCAUUAAUCAAGAAUGAAAUGACGGUUUAUUAACGGUGGACGACAACUGAUGUGCAAUAUAAACUCAGCCCUGACCCAAAGAAUCUGCUCCACCGUUUUUUUUUUCUAGCGAUAAUUUCAAAUCAGAGGCCAAAAUUACAACGAGUACAAUGAAGAACACAUUUUCCAUGUAAUGAUAAAGGGUAAUAUAAACAUAUAUCGUUCUUCGUUGGAUGUCAUUUCGUGUAGGACGGAUAGAAGAAAGCAAAUCGAGCCUCAAUAAAAUAUUCAGGGAAUAGCUUCCAGAAAUGAAAGCUUUUGCAAACUUGCGCAGGAAAUGUAAUCUAAAAUACGUUUGUCUCAAAAUUAACUGCAAAUUUUCAAAUGAUUUCCUACUUUACUGACCGUUUUGUGCUCCAAAAUUAUUAUAAUUGAGCAUUUGCCCCAACGAACAGCAAUUCGUUGAGCGCUGUAGGACUCAAUCUAUUGUAGCAAGACAUACAUUCAAAAACACUGUUCUAUUCCAAUCUUGCUCGUACGUAGAGUUGCUCUUUCUUUAUGGCAUCUUCUUCUUUUAAUUUAAAGGUUGUGAUUUUAUAUUGAAGUAAUUGAAUUGCUUCAUUAAUGAUUACGCAAGCAUACAUGUAGACGCUACUGGCCAAUUGUAACGCAUUGCGUGCGGAUGUGCUGUGGUGGGUUGCGAAAUUUAUCUCACCAUUUCUUGAUUAAGUUCAAAGUGUAAUUCUGCCGAAUAUCAUAUCAAACCGGUUGUAUUUAUGGGCACAGGCAGGAUACAUGAUUUAAUUAGCGUGAACCUGGUGAGGACCAUCAUGUCCGCACGUUUGUAAGGGUUUUAAUUGCGAUGCCGCAGCUUUAUUGAUUGUUAUACAACAAACAAGAAAAAUUGCGCAUACGGUUGCGAUUUAAUAGGUCAGUUAUGCCGAGCAGGAAUGUGUUGAUCGUUUAUGAUAAGGUAGCUAACAUAAUUAUAACGGUUAAGUAUAAUUUACAAUACGCGGGUUUUUGUCCACUAAUGUAAGGAUCAUGGAGGCUUUAAAAGAGAUAAGAUGUAAAAUUGUAAAAUAAAGACUUAGCGAUAUUUUUUUCAUUUUAA